AAGGUACUAUACACUCAUGGAGGAUGAUGAUUCAAGCUCAAAGGAGCUCACUCUGGAACCUCCUCCUCCUCCUCCUCAGGCGUCGAGGCGAACCACCAACGUCGCAUCAAAGUCCUGGCUCGUGAUUUCAGUGUCCGGGAAGUCACGGAUCGAGGAGGCCGGGAAGCACCACAUCAGGCGCAGGACGGGGAUUCCGGGGCGUGACCUGAGGAUUCUUGACCCGGCGCUCUCGUACCCGUCUUCCGUGCUUGGCAGGGAGCGCGCCAUCGUGGUGAACUUGGAAAACAUCAAAGCCAUCGUCACUGCAAGUGAAAUGUUGCUUCUCAAUCCCAGGGAUCCUAGUCUUUCUCCUUUCGUUAGCGAUCUCGAGCACAAGCUUUGCAAUCUUGAUCAUUCUAAUAUGCGUUCUAACGUAACUGUUUACUAUCUUCCUUCCUUUUUUCCUUUUGAAGAAAAUUUUGGAUAG
Messenger RNA from Rhododendron vialii, 466 nucleotides. Its product is annotated as magnesium transporter MRS2-3-like. NCBI's taxonomy places the organism in Eukaryota, Viridiplantae, Streptophyta, Magnoliopsida, Ericales, Ericaceae. The record is from RefSeq and is a predicted model, not a curated record. The transcript has a single exon. Gene Ontology annotation, molecular function: magnesium ion transmembrane transporter activity. The coding region runs from base 17 to 466 and encodes 149 amino acids. Gene Ontology annotation, biological process: magnesium ion transport.